AUGGCAUCUGCUUUUCCAAAAUUGCCAGGUUUUGUACCCACACAAGAGAUUGAUGUAAUUUAAUUGACUUGAAUUAGAAACCAAACUUCAGAAAAGUGUCUUCAACAAAAUAAGAAUAGAAUAGAGAAGUGAAUCAUCUUCCAAAUAAGGAAUAUGCAGUACCUCGUAAAUAACCAAUUCAAAUACCUCCUCAAACAGGGAUGUUCAAUCCUGAUUAUAUGAGUACAACUCAUGCUAUGCAUCUUCCGAAAGUACAAAAAACAGUUACACUCCUAGAAUGUAAACAAUGAUUCUGAAGAAUUGUAUUAACCAUCCUGGGUCAAAAUGGAUAGACAUGUUCUACGAUUCAGUGGAUAUUUCAAAGAGGCUGUUGUUGAGUCUGCACUUGAAAAUUACAGGAUUCGCAAAAUCACAAUCUGCUACUACCUUGAGGAUCAUUCAUUAAGCAUAACAGAACCAAAGUAAGAGAAUAGUGGAGUCCCCCAAGGAGCCUUUUUAAAGAGAUAGAAAGUAUGCGUGUUCAAAUAUUGAUAGGUCUUGCGCGCUGAUGAUUCCAAGACCUUUAUUCUCCCUGAAGAUUUCAGAAUUAAUCAAGACAUCAUAAUUUUUGGCAAGACCAUCCGUCUCUAUGAUUGCGAUCAAUACACAAGGGAGUUUUACGAGGUAUGAUAUCUCCAUGACUUUCGUCUAGUUAUAGGGAAUACCUCAAGAGGCCUCGUUUGUUCCAUAAUCUGACUCAUUUGAAACUAAGACAAUGACAAAGUUCAUUCCUCAGAAGGACACUGUGAUGAAAGAUUACUUAGAACAUAAAUUGGGAGGUGGUCGAGUGACAUCUUAAAAACAAUUUUUAGAGAAUGACAGAAAGGUUUCAAGUUAAAUUAGUUUAAUCUAUAGGUUCUUAAAUUCUAUGUGUUCUCAGAUAUCGAAUAUAUCCUUCAUUACUAUCUAGCAGAUGAUACCAUUGAAAUCAAGGAAAUCAACUCAGCCAACUCUGGAAGAGUUCCAUUCCCAAUGAUGUUGAGAAGAUAAAAGUUACCCAGAAAGUUUUCAUUGAAUCAACCAGGACAAACAUAUGCUGAGGAUUUCAUAAGACCAUAAGAUAUUUAAUUUGGACAACCUCUAAUUAUUUAUAAUCGCAAGUUCUUCAUCAAUGGAUGUGAUCAAUUCACUAGAUACUACUAUUUUGAGAAGUUCAAUGUAGACUUCCCAUUAGGAGGACAGGAAGAACAAGUGCAAUAAGAAAGAUCAAGUAAUAACAAACAAUUAAAAUCUAUUUAGAUAUCAUUAUCCCCCCUCACAAUGGUAUUGGAGAUGAACAGGAUUCACUUGGAUACAUUUACAGAUUGUAACCCAUACCACCAAAGAAGGAUUUCUUCAAAUGGGUUGACAACUAAGUCAAUCUUAGAUUUCUGGCCAUGUUCAACACAACCAAACCAGAGGACAAGGAUAGAGUAUUUGUAAUCACUUUCUUUUUAAAUGAUGACAGUCUUUUGGUCUAUGAACCAACAGUGCGAAACUCAGGUAUGUGAUGUUCUAAUACUUAUUAGGAAUUCCUGAUGGGAAGUUCUUGGAAAAGAGGAAGUACAAAAAUGUCAAUAACAACAAUGAGUUUUUCACUCCAAAUGAUCUUAUAGUUGGGAAUGAGGUUGUAAUAAAUGGUUGGAAAUUCUAGUUGCUUGAUUGUGAUGAGUUUACCAAGAAAUGGUAUGCUCAAAACUUCAAAUGAGAUUUAUAAAAUAAAUAAUUUC
Messenger RNA from Paramecium octaurelia, 1748 nucleotides. The record is from the annotation of a GenBank genome assembly. Lineage: Eukaryota; Ciliophora; Oligohymenophorea; Peniculida; Parameciidae.